AUGUUUGAGGCUAAAUACGAAUCCAACUUUAAUCUCUGCGGGGGAAAGGAGGUUUCAAUGGGCAUUGAUGAGGCUGGCAGAGGGUGCGUGCUGGGGGCCAUGGUCUACGCCUGUUUCUUCUGUCCAAAAGACAGUAUGGAAAAGCUGAAGGCCUUGAAAGUGGACGAUUCGAAGAAACUAACGGAGGACCAGCGGGAGGCGGCGUUUGAAUCGUGCAUGCAGCAGAAGGAGGCCUUCGGAUGGAGGAUCCACUCAAUUUCACCUCAAGAGAUCAGUGCCAAGAUGCUGCGAAAGCGCAAAAUCAGUCUGAACGACAUAUCCCACGACGCUGCAACGGACCUCAUUGCGGCUGUCUGUAAGCAGGGCGUACGCGUAUCCGAGGUGUAUGUUGACACUGUGGGCAAAGCGGAUACUUACGAGAAGAAGCUGCAGCAGCUUUUCCCAUCUGUAAAGAUUACGGUUAGGGAGAAGGCGGACUCACUCUUUCCCGUUGUCAGUGCUGCCUCGAUCCUCGCCAAAGUUACCAGGGACAGGGCCCUGAAGCUCUGGCCUGCCCCAGUGCGCCCUGUAAAAAGGCUAAAGCAGCUACAAGAAAACCAAGAGAAGAAGCACCAGGCAAAAGGAACGAAAAACACAAGUGCUGCAGCUGAUGCGGUAUCAGCUGAGGAGGAGGCACAAGGCGAAGCGCAGGAGGCAGUCUACGGGACCGGCUAUCCCGGAGACAGAAUCACCGUAGCGUUUCUCAAGGAUUAUAUGGAUCCCGUUUUUGGCUUCCCGGAAAUCGUUCGCUGGAGUUGGCAGACAGCAAAAGACCUAUUUGAAAAGGAGGGAGUGCAGACGCAGUGGUAUGAGGAAGUCGAGGAUGAAGAUGAGCAAGCAAAAGACGCCCCCGCGGCUAAACAAAGUCGGAUUACCAGUUUUUUUCAAGUUAAGCCCAAGACAGGAGUUUCUAUAGACAGGCCUAAACUUUUCGUACGUAGCAGAAUAGAGCUCAUCACCAGUGCAGCACGUAUCUGCGCAAGUAACUAA
Molecule: messenger RNA, 1029 nt
Organism: Cyclospora cayetanensis
Lineage: Eukaryota; Apicomplexa; Conoidasida; Eucoccidiorida; Eimeriidae
Product: ribonuclease H2 subunit A
Exons: 9
Coding region: 1-1029 (342 amino acids)
Biological process (GO): DNA replication, removal of RNA primer; mismatch repair
Cellular component (GO): ribonuclease H2 complex
Molecular function (GO): RNA-DNA hybrid ribonuclease activity; RNA binding
Source: RefSeq, a predicted model, not a curated record